Aedes albopictus (Asian tiger mosquito) is the source of this 1045-nucleotide messenger RNA. Its product is annotated as UPF0389 protein CG9231. Lineage: Eukaryota; Metazoa; Arthropoda; Insecta; Diptera; Culicidae. Bases 273 to 770 code for a protein of 165 amino acids. The record is from RefSeq and is a predicted model, not a curated record. The transcript has 3 exons.
CGAGAUCGAAUAUUCCAAGUCGCACUAAGCGCACCACAGUCAAGGGAUCACGCACGAAGACACAGAGGGUUUCCACCGUACAAAAGAUCUUCCCGUUCGGCCACUCACCGGUCAGAUCAAUUUGAUAAUCGCUUGCAGCAGCACGCAGAAAGUGAUCACUAUAAAAUAGGUGGUGUUGAAAUUGAGUGCAAGUGAAAAUAUUUAAUAGUCAGUAGUAAAUCUCUGCAUCGAAAAGAUCAUUGCCAAGCAUAAGCAAACGACACACAGCAGUUAUGAGUUUCCUCAGUGCAUGCAGUUUGGCACGUAUCUACGCUACCAGCGGUCGUCAGCUAGGAACCGGUUUUAUUGCACGUUUGCAACAGUCACAGACGGUCGCCUGCUCAUCAUCCAGUUCGGUCCAACCUAAGGAACCCCCGAAGGCACCCACGCCGACGGCGGGUAGCUCUGCUCAGGACACCAACAUCAGCUCCCGAACGCAUCGUCCGAAUGACUUCGAAAAACGACUUCUUGUAUUCACCAAGAAAUACAAAACCACCGAGGAAAUUCCUCAGUACAUCAAUCAAGAUGUGAUGGAACGAUGCCGUAACCAGGUGCGCAUCAAAAUCGCCAACUACAUGAUGCUGGCGACGGCCAUCGGGUGCAUCAUCAUGGUAAUCAGCGGCAAGAAGGCCCAGGAACGGGGCGAUUCCGUGCAAAAGAUGAAUCUCGAGUGGCACAAGGAGUACAACGAGAAGGCUCGGCAAGAAGUCGCAGACGCGCCGAAGAACUAAACCGGGUGCUGCAGUCGAAUUGGUUUCCAGUUUGUCGACGAAUAAGGAGUUUAUUUUUCCUAGUAUUAAGGAUUCUUCAAUCGUGAUCAUACAGUUUUGUCAUCUUUUAGUCAUGUUCAUGGAACGGAUCACACUCAGCGGUUAAGCGAAGCAAAUCACGAAAAGGCAGAAAAUAGAUAUACACGUGUACCACAAAGAUAUAUUGUAAAAAAAAAACAAUACUAACCACUGAAUGACGCUUCUGAAAUAUAAAAUGUGCCGUUGAUAUUAAAACA